This is a messenger RNA of Protopolystoma xenopodis, 249 nucleotides long. The record is from the annotation of a GenBank genome assembly. NCBI's taxonomy places the organism in Eukaryota, Metazoa, Platyhelminthes, Monogenea, Polystomatidea, Polystomatidae.
AUGGAAGUAAACACAACUAAGAUGUAUCUGCCCUGCGUUGGCUGGACUAAGAGCACAACUCCAUCGGCCCCGGUUACCAGACGGCAGGGAGGCGGCAAACGCAAUGACCACUACAAGGCCUGCCUCCCCCUUCCAGACCGGCUGCCAGCCCAGCAACCCCCCAGAGCUAUUACCCCCGCCAGCCGACUAAAUGGCAGCCAAGGCGAUGCCGGUCGCUACAGUUACAAAACGCAAUGUCUGCCAAUGUAG